ACGUUAGAGACAGGUGAAAGUUGUUGUUACAUUCAACCUUUGCAGUUACUGCGGCGUCACUGAAGGAGAGUUUUUCAGUUUCUGUGUUUGAGUGUGAAUUUCUUCUGUUUUACUCCCAUAACCGACUGAUGGAAAGGUCAUCCUGCUAGGGGCCACCUAGCGACAUGUCCUUCAUAAGUCAGAUAACAAAUCAUUUGACCAUUUAAGAGGACAGACGCAGCCAGCCUCCUCUACCGAUGGCGUUCUUCCAACAGCUGCGACUUCUUCUCUGGAAGAACGGGUUGCAAGUUAUCAGACAGCCGGCAUGGUCUCUGACUCUCAUCGCCUGGCCUCUGGUCAUCUUCAUCAUCAUAGCCGUGACCCGCAACCAGUUUCCUCCAGUGGUAAAAGAUACAUGUUACGUGGCACCCCGAAACCUACCCAGCACAGGCUUCUUCCCUUUCCUGCAGACCCUCAUGUGUAAUGCAGACAGCAACUGUCAUAACAAAUCACGCCUGGUGGACCAGGCUGCAUCUAAAGCUACUCAGAAAUCUUCAGGACGUGCAAGGUCGACCCUCCUGAAUGGUUCACCGCUGGCAAACCUGGCUAAAGGGGGAGAUUUUUUCAACUUUGCUUUCUCCAAAGACCGUAGAGAUGAUCCUGCAGCACUGAUUGAGGUCUUGAACAGGAUUUUGGGUCCCUCUUACCAAGGAAGCCCUAAUAACGUCUCUCUCAUCAAUACCACUCAUCUGGGAGAUCAGGAGACCUUGAACAAAAUGCUGGAGUCGGUGAACUUGCUGAAGAGGGCCAUCUGCACCAUGACUCUGCCCAUGAUAAACACAACCUCACCCAACACACUCACCUCUGCUGUGGUCACUUUCUGCCAUUCCAACAACACGGUGUUUGAAGUCUCUCUCGACACACUCAACCAGAUAUUGACACAGCUGAUGCUGACAAAGCCAGACGAGAUGCUGACGGUGGCUGGGAUGGCGAUGUUGGUGUUCGAUCAGCUGCAAAAUCAGACCUCGCUGUGGGAAAGUCUUCUAGCUGUUCCUCAGCUCUUCUCUCAUGGUUCUGUUGACCAAGUGCUGAGCAGCACCGAGGUUCUACUCACCAACAUACAGGGUGCUAUGCAUGUCAUCCAGAGCAAUUUCCCUGAAGCUGCUGCCUCACUUUCCACCGUCCAUCCACUGCUCGCUGGAGGCAUCAACGUGAUCCGCUAUGUUCAAAACUGGCCUGGCAAAGAUGUGUCCAUUUCCCUCGGGGAGGUUGUCACGCUGCAGAAUGACACACUGAGUGAAAUGGUGAAACCUAUUCUGCAACAGGUCCAGAUACCACUGGACAAGGCUAUCGGCCUGACACUGGACAGGAACAUGGUCCGUUCCUACUUGUGUGACAACAGCAGUAAUCCGAUUUGGCUCACAGCAGCAUGCAGUGCAGGCACUGUGGACAUGGUUCUGGGCUGGAUCAGCCCUGACAAGGUGGCAAAACAGGCCCUCCUGGCAUGGAGUGAGCAAGUUGCUCCACGUGACGUGUCCUUUGCCAAAGGGCUUCUGCACAGUCUGAUUGGAGGUUCAUCCCCAGGAGGUCAGGGAGGCUCCAACACCAUGAGGGCCCGUCGCAGUGUAGAUACACAACCGCAAACUAUCGACGAAGAACUGUUUUUGGGCGUCGGUCAAGUGGUGAUGGAGAUUAUAGAAAUUGUCCCUGAGGUGGACAUGGUUGUCCAGAGCAUGCUCAGAACUGGCUUUCAGGCCAUGAUGUCGGCAACACUGGCCGUAGACACUGCAGAAGAAAUGAUGGCCAACGUCCUGAAAGAUGCCAAUCAACUCAAAUCGACUUAUCUAACAUUGCUGACAAACCAGUCUGAGGCGAGCGUUUGGAUUGGUCGUGUCCUGGACAGCGUGACGCAAAUGGUUAUGAAGAGUCUGGCAUCUGAGUCUUAUACAUGUGAGGAAUUCCUGGGUCCCUUCGAGUGGCUCUUAAACACUGAGAGCGUAGAGAUAGACGUGUGGAGAUCAGCGAUCUGCCAAAACAGCACUGCUCUACAGCAAGCUCUACUGAUGGACUGGCUGCCAUUGAUUCAGAAGGCACAAGAGCUGUACAGCACCAUCACAGGCAAAACAGACUUCAAUGUAACACUCCCCAUGAUUCUCUCGGAGUGGCACAAGUUGAGCAAUUCCAGUGGGCAGUUUGCAGAGCUUUUGAACAGACUUGGCACAGAGCUGGGUGGAGCAUACUGGAUGAACUGGAUGCCAGACAUCAGCACCAAUAAUGUCACUGACACUCUUCAACAAAGUGUUUACUUGUUCAUGGUGAAUUUGGGAGAAAAGAUUGAGAAUAGUCAGCUGUGGCCCGAGGUAAAGAACUACUUCCACAUGGCUUACUGGAUUUUGAACUACAGGCCUGGUGUCACAACUCAGCUGGCAAACUGUUCUCUGAACAUCUCCACCUUAGCCAUUCAUUGCGAUACUGGUUUGAACUGGACACAGUUUGUUCAAGCAAUAACCCAGGCUCUGAUGUCACCAAGCCAAGACUUCCUGGUGAAUUCUCUCAAAGGAACUUUGAAUCUGUUGCAGCAUGUGUAUGGUGACAUUUAUAAACAUCAGGCAGCAUCAUUUUUGAAAAACGAAAUCAAAGGUGGAGAUGCACUCUCUGACUACCUGAUCAACCUGAUGCAUAACCUGGAUAUCUUCCUCAAGAAUAUCUCCUCCCUUCCUGACAGCAGCAUCUCUAACACUGACAUCAUACUUCCUCACCUUACUAACCUGUUACAGUCCACAGGUCUGGCACCAUUGCUUCCUCUGUUCCUCAAUGGCAGCCCGCCUAAUGUCUCCACAGUGCUUGAUAUUGCAUCAAAGCUUGGCAGGCUCAACCAGCACAUUUUUACCUUUAAUGAGACAGACCCAACAUUGCCUGAGCUUGAGCGGCUGAUAACGCAGUUCCUUUCCCUCGAAGGUAAUCUCACCAUUGCUCUCCCCCACAUCAUGGGGCAAAGUCUUCUUACCUAUUCUGACUACUUCGACCCUGACGAAGUGGCCCUUUUUAGAGAAGCUAUCCAGCCUUUCACCAACCAAACUUCAACAGGCUUUGUAGAGGCCAUCCUUCGUGCCAUUGAGCUACUGAAGGCAGUAACGGAUCCCCCAAAUGGUGACCCAUCUGACAUCACUCUUGGGUACGUGCGCCAGCUUCAAGAAUUGGUGAUAUCUCUGUACAGACUACGAAAAAUCGAACAGUUCCCGUUACCAAGUGGGCAGCUGAGUGCAGAACAAGUCACUGACCUCCAGCUGCUUACCAAGGACUUUCUCAGCCUCCUCCUCCCAGAAGGUCUCCAGAACCUGACUCAGGCUGGACCAGAUGCUGCCCGGGACAUAGUUAUCCAGAAAUUUGUAGCAUUCCUACCACUGGGGGUCCGACAAGAGGCUGUUCGCUUUCUCCAGGAUGUCAAGACUCUGGAAGAUAAGUUGACCGAAUGUGCAGCAGGCCAGGACUGUUUGGCUGGAAUCUCAGAAAUCUUCACGUUUCUCGAUCAGAUACUCAGCAUGAUGCUCUCGGCUAAUGGUACUGUCACCAUCAAACUAGCUGCAACCAACUUGGUUCUGGAGGGACGCGAAUAUGAGGAACUUACAUCCAUGGUCUUCUCACUCCUUCUGGCCCCAAAUGAUGCUGCCGUCGUGGAAACAUUCAAAAACACUCUUCAUUUCAUCAGAUUGCUCAUGACUACACCCAAUAUUUCUGUGUCUGAUGUCCAGAAUGCUCUGGGACAGUCAAACCUAACCCUUGAGGAGCUGAAUAACUUUGCUGCACUAGCAGGAGCUGCCAACAUAAACGACCUGAUGGUUAAUAUAAUGGAGAUUAUCAAUGCUCGCCAGUGUUUUGAGCCACAGCAUGACCCAAUGGUGACGGCACAGUGUGUUAUGGGAUUGAUCAACGGGGUCAGUGGUUUCCUGACACACCUGCCUAAUCUCCGCAAUGAGACAUCCAUUCUCUCUCUCAUCCCGUUAAUCGUCAACACAACUUUCAGAGAUGUCACUCAGGCUAACUUAAGUUCCAAUCCAUAUAUGAUUCUUGUUCACACCUUGAACAGCACCCUGGCCAAUAUCAAGAUGAGUCUGCAACUUAACCAGCUGAACACUCCAGAGAUCAUGAAUGAAAUCAUGGUGGUGGAGGGUCUGAUAGAACUGAUGUCCAACACUGAACCAUUGAACAAUUUAAACACCACCUUGAUGAUGAAGCCCAUAUAUUACCAGAAGCUAUAUCUGGAGAUUGUGGAAUGGUAUUUGAAGAGGCUGGAAAAUAUCACCAGCAGCAGCUCGGUCUCAUCGCUGCUCCAGCCAUUUUUCAACCAAGCCCAAAUUCAAGUGACAGUACAGCUGGCAUAUGCAAAUUUCACAGUGUUUGUCACUAAUCAGGUUGAGGUCUUGAUGAACAGCCUCCAGUUCCCAAUAGAUGGUGCAGGGGUGAGUAAAAUUGGCCAGGCUGUUGUUGAGAUUCUCCAGAGCUUAUAUGACCUCAUAAAGGUCAACCUAGUGAUUCAGAAUAACUAUCCAGGUUCACCGCCAAUCUUCAACACAACCACCCUGAAUGCCAUUGAAGCCCAAAUUAAGCUGUACCUCGACCUCAUACAGAAGUGGAUGAAACAACCCAAUGUCCCCUUGGUCCUUACUAGUAUGCUCCAAUGGGGAAACUCCUCCAUAAAUAUCUCCACCCCUGUGACAGACAUCCAAGACCUGCUGCAGACUGUGGCUAAUUUUCUCAGUGAUGAUCAACUGGCCUACUUCUCUGUCAUUAGAAAUAUCACCCAGUCCCUGAACAAAGCCCUAAUGGUGGCAGAGCAACCUGGUGGCAUACAGAGUGAUCACUUCUUUGCUGCCAUCACGGAAGCAUUCCAAAGUACUAUGCAGAUCCUGACCACAGCCACCGACCCAGUGCCACCCUCUGUACAGCAGAACAUCCUGGAAAUUGUGCAGGGUUCGUUGAAGCUGAUUGUCCAACCUGACAUGAGUUUCGCCUCAUCACGUAACAUCUCCCUCCUCAUCCUCAAUAGAGCUGAGAGCGUCGUCCAACAGAUAAUACCAGAAAUGUUCCGUGUAUACCUUCUCUCUGGACUCAAAGUAGCAACUACAUAUUUUGAGAGCAUCUCCACGGGUGGUGGACCAGACAACUGGAAUCAGAUGAUUUUGAAUGAGAUGAAGACAGUCCAGAGCCUCCUGCCACCAAACAGCACAGCACAGGCCUACGUUUCUGUGUUCAUUAACAUCACUCACUUCAUCUUGGAGUCUGGCCAAGGCAACAUGAGUCUUUGGGCAAGUUUUGAGAAUGCAUCAGUGGAAAAUGUUACCAUGAUUAUUCACCAGAUGGUCAAACUGGUGAACAAACUUUUGCCACUUCUCAUGGGAAGCCCAGACCUCCAUAACACAAUUUCUUCAUCUGUGGAGGCCUUUGCUCACCUUUCCACAUUCCUGCAGCAGGUGAUUGCUGGCGAGGCAGAUCAAAACAUGUGGGACAAACUUGAGAAGAUGCUAGAAGCCCUUCUGUCACCCCUUGAGGGAACAGAGCUAUGGUACAACAUCUCAGCUGUUAUCCCACUGAUUGAAAAAAGCAUAGAAAGUACAGUGAACAACAUACAAGCACAGAAUGAGAUGAUACUAAGCCUUCAGAUGCCAGUGGUGACCCUGAUGAGAGAAAUUGCAAUGUCUGUGAACACCAGUCAUUUCAACUUGUCUGAGGUCACGGAAAGAAUGCAGCUUGCCAUUGAACGCACCUUGCAGGCGGCUCAGCAGGCUAAUGCCACAUUGGAGUGCAGUGAAGCUCUCAAAGCAUGGGAGCCAGUAGGGGAGGCAGCAGGGUUAAGCCCUGCCACCAUGGCUAUGUGGUGUAACAUCAGUCUGCAGCCUGUUUUAGAGGCCUAUGCUGCAUCCCAGACUGUCUACUCCAACCUGAACAUGAGUCACAUGGGUGUAAGACCAAUGAAUGUGAGUGCAACAGCUGCCGUGAUUGUCAAGAACAUACAGUUACUCUACCAAGGCAAUGUUAACGCAACACGUGUGACGGAGCAGCUCAUCAUGACUCUCUGCAGCCAGUUCUCUAUGCUGGCAGGCCAGCCUCUGAGCCUAGAGGCACAGUCUUACUGGUUGGAGCAUCUCCAGGAGAUGCAGUUACAAAACAGCUUGUCUUCCAUCAAAAUGCUCACAGAUGAGCUGCGUAAGGUGGCCCCGUUCCUCCAGCCUUACAUUGGAGCUAUGGAGAAAGCACUGUACCACAUGAUGAGCAACAGUCAUCUUAUUUCAAACAGCAGCUCAUGCCAAGACCUCCUCAAACAGGUAGCAAUGAUCUUUCUCACCUCUGCGAACAUCACCUCAGAAGACAUCUUCUCCAUAAAUUAUGGAAAUUUUUCUGGACUCGAUGAGGCAUCUCUUACUGGCUUGAUGAGACAGGCUGUCAAACUGAUGACUGAACUGAAAAUAUUUGGUGAUGAGCCUAUGGUUUACCAAGCCUUGGAGCAAUUCCUGACAUCCAACGGCACAAGCUUGAUUGUCCAGAAGGUGGCCAAUAUGUCUGCAUGGUUGGCCUCCACUCAAGCGUCUGGACUAGAUCUGCUGACCCAGGUUCUUCCCAAAAUGUAUGACAUCCUGAAGUCCUUCUUGUCUGUCCUGAGCCAGAUGAGUAUGGACAUGCCAGCAAACACGCAGCUGUUUGAAGACCUAGCUGGAAACAUAAUUGCAAUGCUCAGGCAGUUGGUGAGCACCAGUGGUCUUCUGCUGCCCAUGCACCAACAGCAGGUCAUGUUUCAGCCAGAAAUGAUGGGCGGUAGCCAUGCGAUCAGGGUCCGACACAGACGCGAGGCCCCGUUGAUGCCAACAAGGGACCCGAUGGAUGACUUCAUAGACCUGUUCUACAUCGACUACCCUGCCAUGUUCAAAGCCAUCUCUGGCCUUCCUACCGAAGGAGAAAUCAUGGAGACAGUCCACAUGUUCUUUGCCAAUCCUGACCUGAGUGUUGUGUUGAAGGGAGCUACGAGUGAGAUGCCGUGGGGCCUGAAUGCCUCUCGUGAAGAGACCAUUAAUGCUGCCCUUGGGGUGCUCUCCUUUCUCACUCUACCCAGCGCAUUCCAGAUGUCAUCAAUGGAUCUCCUGGUGAAUGCUGCUGAUAUGCUUCCUGAUGGCUUUCCAUUCUCCUCUGUGCUUAGAAAUAUCAGCAGAGUUCUGGCCAAUGAGUCUCAAGAGAACCUGAUCCUCAUGCAGCAGACCUUGCAAACAGUCACUGAGCUCGUCCAAAUUGGCGUGACAGACCCGCAGUUCACAGAGCAACUUGGCCACCUGAGAUCCCAGGUGUGCGCCUUGGAGAAUACAGAGUCUGUGCAUCUGUUGAUGCGGUACCUCUCCAUCGAGCCUGGUCAGCUGUGUCACACUUUCCUGCCCAGCCUGCAGAUCCUGGUUGAGAGUCUGAUGAUGAACACAACCGCUCUGACCGAUGCCGUCUUCCAGACCUUCAUCGGAAAUCCUAGCACCUACAAUGUCCACGCAAACUGGACCUCUGUGUUGAGUCGAGGUAUGGGCUUUAACACCAGCAUCCUGAGCCCUCUCAACAUUAACAUCACCUCCCCAGGAGCGGUGACGGUCGGUGAGAUGCUGAGAAAUGAAACCGCCUUUAUUCUGGAUGUUCAGCAACACAUGGAUUUUGAUCCAAUAGCUCUGUACCUGCUGAUGGAAACAACUCUACCAAACAAUAAUUUAGAGAUCCUGUCGUGGUUGGUCAACCUGCGUCAGUGCAACUCCACCGCACCCGUGAACAUGAAAGAGGCAGACAUGGUCAUCUUAAAGGCCUUCUGCUCCCUGUCUGUUGAGCAGUGGUACAGCUUUUCCCUGCUGAUGGCUCGUCAUGUCAACAUGGAAAAAGUCAUCUACAGAAUGGUGUUGUCUGAAGAAAUGCAGGGCGUGGUGGGAGUUAUGCUUCAGAUGGCUGAAGUUAUAACAGACAUGAUGAACAAGAUUUCCCCUGCCAUCAGUCAACUGCAGAGCUACCUGCUCUCCAUCGAAGACCUCAACCUGGUGGCCGACAACGAAUUUAGCCAAAUGACCAGAGGACAGAGGAGCACCAUCUCUACUAAAGCCACGUUCGUCACCCUCUCUCGAGCGUUGUGCAGUAAUGGUAUCCUGGCUCUGUUUGGAAUCUCCAAACUCCCCGUCGCGUCCGAGUCAAACCCCUCAUUCUCAGAUAACCAGCGGAGGGAGGAGAUGAUUGAGAGAUUCAAGAUUCCGCGAAAUGCCACUCCCUUCUGUAUGAACAUGUACCUGGACAUGGUCAAUACCACAGGAGGAGCCAUCGCCUGGGCCUUCCUCAAACCAAUGCUGAUGGGACACAUCCUGUACACCCCUGACACCCCCGUCACUAGGGCCAUAAUGGAGAAGGCCAACACCACCUUGCAGGAGUUUGCAAAUCUGAGGAAGUACUCAAAAGACUGGAUUGACUCCUCCAACUACAUCAUGGAGUCCGCUGUAAUACUCAGCCACACUUUACCAAUGCUGCAGAAUUCCCUCGGCAAUUCCUUUGUGAAGAAUUUCAUUGAGAUGCAGACAGACAUCAAUGUUGGCAGAAUGAAGGAGACGCUCAGCAACUUCUCUAACAUGACAGUGAUGCUGGAGAAGAACAAACACAUACUGAACCAGAUCACCACCUUGUCCACCCUGAUGGUGGACCUCUCCUCCUGUAUCAAGUUUGACCGUUACCGUGGCUACGACUCUGCCGAGCAGCUCAACACUGUAGCUCAGGAACUUGCCAAAAAUCGCGAUCUCUAUGCAAGUGUCAUCUUCAAGCUUCCCAAAGAUGAGGACUCCUCCAAGAAGCGCAAGGCCAGGUCUUCAUCCUCCUCCUCCUCCUCCUCCUCCUCCACCACAUCCUCCACAUCCUCCCUGCCUCCCAAAGUCAGCUACACUAUCCGCAUGCAUAUGGACAAUGUCAUGCGCACUGACAGAGUCCGGGACCCCUAUUUCGUGAAGGACACUCACAUCUUGGCCCGGCAGACCAUGCGCUACAACCGAGGCUUUGUCUACCUCCAGGAAAACAUUGAUCGCGCUAUCAUUGAGACCCAGACCGGGCAGAGAGUCUCAGAGCCGGCCGUCCAGCUGCAGCCCUUCCCUUAUCCGUGCCAUCUCCGUGAUGAAUACCUGGAGGCCAUCUCUUUUGUCUUCCCACUCAUGCUGAUGAUAGCCUGGGUGCUGUUCGUGGCUGAUUUUGUGAAGAAACUGGUGCAUGAGAGAGAACUGAGGCUGCACGAGUACAUGAAGAUGAUGGGAGUCAAUCCGCUCAGCCACUUCUUCGCCUGGUUCCUGGAGUGUGCCGCCUACCUGGUGCUGACCAUCUUCAUCCUCACUCUGGUGCUGAAGUACGGCAGAAUCUUGCCCAGCAGUGACGGCUUCCUCCUUUUCUUGUACCUCUGUGACUACGGUUUAAGCAUCCUGGCCUUCAGUUACCUGAUCAGCUCCUUCUUUGACAAGACCUACAUCGCCGGCCUGAGUGGCAGCCUCCUUUACAUCCUCUGCUUCUUCCCUUUCAUCGUGGUCAUGGCCCUGGAGACAAAUCUCACCUUUUCCCAGAAGAGCGCUCUGAGCGUGUUUUCCCCGACCUGUUUCAGUUACGCCAGUCAAUAUAUCUCUCGCUACGAGUCUCAAGGAGAAGGGAUUCACUGGAGCAACUCAUACACCUCACCCAUUGCUGGUGACACAGCCUCAUUCGGUUGGCUCUGCUGGCUGAUGCUCAUCGACUCCGUCCUCUACUUCAUCAUUGGGGCUUACAUCCGCAUGGUCUUCCCAGGAAAAUAUGGCAUCCCAGCUCCAUGGUACUUUCCCUUCAAAGCCUCCUUCUGGGCCGACCUGUGCUGUUGCAUUAAGUCAAAGAGUGAGGUGGGCAGAGGACUCCUCUUCACCAACAUCAUGCAGGGAAACCAACCUGUCUUCAAUGACGACAAGGGAAAAGGCCAGAGCACUCUUUCCUCCCAGGAUGGUGAGGAUUUCUCAGCGCUCCCUGUGGGCGUUGCCCUCCAUGGUCUCGGCAAGAUCUAUGGUGAUCGAGUAGCCAUUGAAAACCUAAAUGUUUCCUUCUACGAGGGCCAUGUCACCUCAUUGCUUGGUCACAAUGGAGCUGGCAAGACCACCACCAUGUCUCUCCUGACUGGCCUUUUCGCCCCAUCCUCCGGCACAAUAGAGGUGUACGGCAGAGACAUGCAGACCAACAUCGAUGAUGUUCGCAGAGAGCUGGGCGUCUGCAUGCAAUAUGAUGUCCUCUUUGACCACAUGACCACCAAGGAGCACCUGCUGCUGUACGGCCAGAUCAAGGCCCCGCACUGGUCACACAGAGAACUGCACGAGCAAGUCCGAACAAUCCUAGAGGAGACAGGCAUGUACGCUCACAGACACAAGCGGGUGGGCACCCUGUCGGGGGGCAUGAAGCGCAAGCUGUCAAUCUCCAUCGCCUUCAUAGGGGGCUCUCGCUUGGUGGUUCUGGAUGAACCCACCACAGGAGUCGAUCCCUGCUCCAGGCGCAGCAUCUGGGACAUUGUUAUCCAACAUAAGAAGCAACGCACCAUCAUCCUGUCCACCCACCACCUGGAUGAGGCCGAGGUGCUGAGUGACCGCAUUGCCUUCCUGGAGAGAGGAGGGUUAAAAUGCUGUGGGUCCCCCUUCCACCUGAAAGACAAGCUGGGUCAGGGCUACAAACUCACCCUCACCAAGAAGAUGCAGAACCUAGAAUCCGAAAAAGCAAUUGACAAUGCUGAACUGAAGGCGUUUAUCCAAGCCCAUGUACCUGAAGCGCGACUGAAGGAGGCCCAGGGUGGCGACUUGGUCUACUCGCUGCCCCCCUUCACCUCAUCCAACGCCUCCUCAUACCGCUCCCUGCUGACCGCACUGGACUCCAACCUGGACGCUCUGCAGCUGGGAGGCUAUGGCAUCUCUGACACCACCCUAGAGGAGGUGUUCCUUCAGUUGACUCAUGGAAACACAGAAGCUGGGCUUGAGAACGGCCCCCUCUCUAUCUCAGAGACCGUCUCGGACACGGGAUCCAUUGACAGCUUCCCUUCAGACACCAGUGAAACCUUGAGUGACCGGAUCAAGCUCACCGGUUCAUCCAUGGUGCGCGGCAUGGCCCUGGCCUGGCAGCAGAUGGCGGCCAUACUGAUGAAGAGGUUCCAACACAGCCGCAGAGACUGGAAGGGCCUGAUCUCCCAGAUCCUGCUUCCUGUUCUGUUUGUGGUGUGUGCAAUGGGCCUGGGCUCCAUCAAGAGCGAUCUGCGGCACUAUCCCGAGCUGGAGCUGAGCCCCGCACUCUACAACAUUGGACCCAGCUACUCUUUCUUCAGAAACCAAAAUCCCAACUCCAAGCAGCUGGUGGACACCAUGAUGUCAUUCCCUGGGAUCGAUAACGCCUGCUUCAACAAAUCCGAUAACUCGGUCUGCACAAGAAACACAAACAACUGGAGUUCCAGAGGGAACAGCUCCAAACCAUUUAGUAUCUGUAAAUGCACCCGUCAGGAACAGGUUUGUGAUGAGGACAACUUCCAGCCGCCGCACAAGAGGAUCCCUUCGUCUCAGAUUGUUUAUAACCUCAGUGGCAUCAAUGUGGAGAACUACCUGGUGACCACAGCCAAUGACUUCAUCAGAAACAGGUAUGGUGGCUUUGAUUUGGGAAUGCAGCUUCCUCCUGAUUUACAAAUGGACCUUCGAGCAGUGCCAAAAAACCGUACUCUGUCUAAGGUCUGGUUCAACCCUGAGGGCCACCACACAAUGCCAGCAUACUUAAGCAGCCUCAACAACCUCAUCUUGCGCUCCAAUCUUCCGGCAGACAAGGAUCCGCGUAAAUAUGCCAUUUCAGUUUCCAGUCACCCCUAUUUCGGUCGGGCGGAUGAUGAAGAUGCAGUUGUUCAGGGAAUGCUCCAGAUCCUCGUGGCUAUGUGUGUGCUGACGGGCUUCUCAAUCACAACAGCCAGUUUUGCCAUCUAUGAAGUGAACGAGCACCACAGUGGCUCCAAGAGGCUCCAGCACAUCGCUGGCGUCGGAGAGCCCUUCUACUGGGCUGUGAACUUCUUAUAUGACAUGGUCAUCUAUAUGAUCCCUGUGGCUUUGACUGUUGGUGUGAUCGCAGCCUUCCAGAUUCCAGCAUUCACAGAACGGCAAAAUUUGGGGGCCAUCACCCUCCUUCUUGUGCUCUUCGGGUUUGCUACCUUCCCCUGGAUGUAUCUGUUAUCAAGCGUCUUCAAGGAUGCAGAAAUGGCCUUCAUCACCUAUGUGUGCAUCAACCUCUUCAUCAGUAUCAACACAAUCAUGUCCACCUCCAUCCUCUACUUCCUUGGACAAAUUUCAAUGCGCAACCCAGAGGCCAUCAAGGACAUCUUCGAAAAGCUGAGCCACGCCUUCCUCAUCUUCCCCCAGUUCAACUUCGGGAACGGGCUGAUGCAGCUGGCUAGGAUGAAUAUAGAGGUCCAGAUCCUCAGUGGCUAUGGCAUUGACGCCUAUCGGAACCCAUUCUCCACAGACGCCCUGGGCUGGAUGUUCAUCUCCUCCUUCAUCCAAGGCGUGGUCUUCUUCACCAUGCGCCUCCUGCUCAACAAGUUUCUCCUGCGCAAAGUCAGGCAUCUGAUUUGGGGCAGGAAGGCAGUGCCACAGGUGGCUCGUGAGGACGAGGAUGAGGAUGUGGAUGUGGCAGCUGAGCACCAACGGGUGUCCAUUGGAGCUGCCAGCUCAGACAUACUGCAGGUCAACCAGCUCACUAAGGUCUAUCAUCACCUUAAGAGGAAGGUCCAUGCUGUCAAGAGGGUCUCUGUGGGCAUCCCUGCAGGAGAGUGCUUUGGUCUGCUGGGAGUGAACGGAGCAGGAAAAACUACCACCUUCAAGAUGCUGACUGGAGAUGUUAGCCCCACCGAUGGCACAGCACAGAUCAGGGACUGGGAUGGGCGGUUGGUAGACAUCAUGGAGUGCCGCAACCAGGGAAUUAACAUCGGCUACUGUCCCCAGGUGGAUGCACUGGACAAUCUGCUCACUGGAGAGGAGCACUUGUACUUCUACGCUCGCAUUCGAGGCAUCUCAAAGAGGGAGAUAGAAGGGGUGGUGAACUACCUACUGAAGAGGCUGGAGCUCAACUACCACAGAAAUAUCAUUACCGACGGUUACAGUUGUGGCACCCGCAGGAAGCUCUCUACAGCGCUGGCUCUCAUUGGGCAUCCACAAAUCCUGCUCCUGGAUGAGCCAAGCUCUGGCAUGGAUCCUCGGACCAAGCGUCACCUGUGGAAAAUCAUCUCUGAAGAAGUGAAAGGAAAAUGUGCUGUGGUCCUCACCUCUCACAGCAUGGAGGAGUGUGAGGCACUGUGCAGCCGUCUUGCCAUCAUGGUGAAAGGUCAGUUCCGAUGCCUGGGCUCCCUGCAGCACAUUAAGAACAGGUUUGGCAGCGGGUUCACUGUGAAGAUGUACUUGGCCGAGGCGUCCUGUGAUGCAGAGGCAAUCACUGGCUUCAUGCAGCGCAGAUUCCCCAGCACUUAUCUCAAGGACCAGCACUCCACUAUGGUGGAGUACCACGUACCAGUUGCUCCAGGAGGGGUGGCUGACAUCUUCGACCAGCUGGAGUCAAACAAGAAUGCUCUGCAGAUCAAACACUUCUCAGUGAGCCAAACCACACUGGAUGAGGUCUUCAUCAACUUUGCCAUGGGAAAGAUUGGCAUGGAAACCAUACCAAUUCACAAUGAAAAUGAGUAUGAUGACCUGGACUCCAUUAAGGCAGUACAAACAUAGAGCUGACUGCCAUCUUUUCUUUGCCAUCAUGUCUACGUCCACUGUGAAAUGAAACACAGUAGCUGUUUAUAGUAAAUCUGCCUAUAUUAUAUAUGUAUGUAUACAGUAUAUAUAUUUUUAUGUGCGAAAAAUAAGAGUUUAAACCCUUACCUGACUAUUUCUUGAAAGUCUCUUGGCCCAUAAUAUGAAGGGUAACUUACAUUUGUAUCCUGAACAAAGUAAACUCUUAAUGAAAAGCAUAAGAGCACAUGCACAUUUACGUACAUGCACAACUGCAAAAGUCAAUAAAUUGAAGUCUUAUGUUUAUUUACUUUUUCCUAUUUUACAGGUCACAUGAUUACUCUUGUAUGUUUACCUUUAAUUCUCAAGAUAUUAUUAUUUAUGAAGGAUCAAAUUAAUCAUGUAGGCUAUUAAUUUCUCUCUGUGGUUGGGGCACUGUUCAUUAUAUAUUACCAAUACCAUAGCAAAAGCAAAAGCAUUAUGUAUUUUCUGUUUAGAAUCACUUUCAUUUGAUUUAACAUCAUCUUAAAGCACUCACACACUAAAUAUAUAAUAUGUCUCACAAAGUAAUUUUUUUUUUAUAUAUCUGAGGGAUAUGUAAUUGUGCCCACUGGAUAAAAUUUGACAAAACAAAAAAUAUUCACACACAGAAGAACAUCCUCAAUAUGCACUUUUCCCCUACUCAUUAACACUUCCUCUAAGGGCAUAUCUAACUUUUAAAAAUGAAUAAACUGAAUAUUUAAUGUACUCUUUCCUACUUAUGGACCAGUUCCAAAUGGUCUUGAAUGUAUCAAGCCUUUUUCUUUUUUAUAAUUCUAAUAAAGCUAUUUUUCAAAUGCA
Molecule: messenger RNA, 14597 nt
Organism: Seriola aureovittata
Lineage: Eukaryota; Metazoa; Chordata; Actinopteri; Carangiformes; Carangidae
Gene: abca12
Product: ATP-binding cassette, sub-family A (ABC1), member 12
Exons: 71
Coding region: 237-13757 (4506 amino acids)
Biological process (GO): transmembrane transport; lipid transport
Cellular component (GO): intracellular membrane-bounded organelle; membrane
Molecular function (GO): ATP hydrolysis activity; ABC-type transporter activity; ATP binding
Source: RefSeq, a predicted model, not a curated record